AUGAGUCGCCACAAUGAUGACGCGGACUCCCAGGUCAUUUCAGCUUCUCCAUCCGGCAAAGACCACAACACUCACCCGAUGCAAGACCCCAUCUUCAAUCAAAUGACUUCAAAGGAACUUAUUAAUGCCGCCCUCAAAUUUCUCUCGACCUCUACCAAUGAGACCCUCCUUGCAGUCUUUGCGCUUCUUGCCCUCGUCACCUACAUUGUUCUGGGGAGAAUAGGUCUACUUCUAAUUGGGGUGGUUGUGGGGGUUGUCCUGCACGCGUCCUGGGAGGGAUCGAAUAACGAACAUGCAGAUGGAGCGUUGCAUGCACAAAAGCCUAACAGGCGAAGAGAACUUGCGCUGGAAGUCUCUAACAGGCUUUUGGACUGGCCGAAACGGGCUAAUGCUUCAGGCACCCAGAGGGAAGGCGAUGGUUCUAUAUGUAUGCCUGAAGAUAUGUCCUCGGCAGAACUGGAAUAUGCCACAUUUCAACCAGCCACCGCUGUCGCGUUGAGAACGCUCACCGAUGCGGUCAUUAAAGACUAUGUCAAAUACUGGUACGAGCCGCUUUUACCGUCCGAAUCGAGUUUUCCGGGCUCCUGUCGACGAAUUUUAACACAUUUCAUUACAUCGGUCUCUUCGCACCUCUCGCGGAAACGAACAGAGGACACGUUCUUGCAGUUUCUCACCAACUCGUCAUCUAUCGUCAUUGUAUUCUUGAAUGAACUUGCAGCAGCAUUCACUGCUGCGGGCUCCUCGGUAGAAGCCCAAAAAACUGUGGACCAAUAUCUUGAACAAUUUCCGGAUAGCAGCUUAGCGAAUGUUCUCUCUGAAAAACAACAAAAGAAGAAACUCAGCAUGGUUGCUGAUGAUAUAUUGUCGAAUUUCUUAGAUGUCAAGGCCUACAAUUGUCGAGCUGUACGGGACUUCCUCCGGGAGGUCUUUGCGGGUGUGAUAUUGGGGUCUAUUGUGACCAGUCUUUCCCGUCCUGAAUUUAUCAAUGAAUGGAUUAUCCAUCUCCUUCAGGACGGUGAAUCCGAAAUCAUGCACGCUAUCGACGCAGGCGUUGAAGGUGCACGGAACCAGGGCGUCAGUGCUCCCACGUCUGCAGAAGGCCCAAACGUAGACUCCAUCAAAGCUACACAGAGAGAGUCCGUGCAUGUGGCAAGAGCUACAGAGGAAGAAACAGCCCUAGAGGUGAAACGUCUGAGCGCUAUGAUUGCAUCUCAUGAUACGCAGAGCUCGGUGUCAAAAUUGCCACGCCAAAAUGAACAAAUUGAUGAAAUUCACCGUUCGGAGACUGGUUUGACUUCAAAUGCGACUCAUGAAAACGAAGACCACGAAGAUCAGGGACUAAUGCCCAGUAUGCAAUUACCUGUGAGCCCGAAAUUAUCCGAAGACUCUUCUGUGCUCCCUUUAAUUCUUCAUGGGGCACAAGUGUUGGUAGAUGAUGACGGGGCGAGAGAUGAAAAAGGCCAGAUCAAGUCGCGACCCAUGUGGGAUUAUCUCCUACAGGUCGAGCCAGCGUCAACACGUUCGACUGGGUGGAUGGUGUUUCGCAAAUAUUCGGACUUCCAGUCCCUUCACGAGAUGUUAGGGACUGUUUCGCGAUUGAAUCAGAUUUCAAGUUUCUCGGAGCGUCAUCCCACACUGCCUACCUGGAAGGGCAAAACACGACAAGCUCUCGCUCGGGACCUUGAGUGGUAUCUACAAGAUGCUAUGAAGCACGAGUCACUUGCCGACACUGAUCGAAUGCGCCGAUUUUUGGAAAAAGACGUUGAUUCUUCUACUGAACCCACUGGUCCUAACAAACUGGUAUUCCCUUUCCCUAGUCAAACUACGUUUGAAAAUAUGGGCAAGGGUAUGCUGGAUGCAUUGACCAAUGCGCCUAAGGGAGUGGCAGGGGGCAGUAAAGCUGUCUUUGAAGGAAUGACGGGGGUAUUUGGAGGUGCCGCCAAUGGCAAGAAACCGGCUAUUAUUGCUGAUCAGAUUCAGCCCAAGGUUGAUAACUCAUGUCGCCCCAGUUUGUCACAGGCACGACCCAGCUUUGGUGAUCGUACCAGCGUAAUCAACGAAAAUUUUAAUUCGCCUGUGACAUACCCUACCGGCUCCCUUGAAAUCCAAAGACGCGAAAUUUCCAGGUCAUCUUCAAUCGAUGGUACCAGGGACUCGUUUGGGAAUGAGCAAGGUGCAUGGACUACAGAGACCUCGCCCUCUGAAAUCUCUCUUGAUCUCAGCGAUCAUACUGCAGAACUUGACAUACAGGCAACGGAAACUAUUGAUCGAACCUCGUCGCAUCACCGAUCAGAGAAUGGGCAGAGUAUUGAUCAAGCCUGCAAACAGGGGAAUCCUAUCACAGCUGAUGAGACCCAAAUAGCAGUAGAGCUGAUCUUUGCGGUCAUCAAUGAGUUGUACACCUUGUCAUCUGCAUGGAACAUACGCCGGACCCUUUUGAAUGCUGCCAAAUCGUACAUCCUACGUCCCGGAAGUCCGACAUUGGAAACGAUUCGUACUCUGUUGCAAGAAUCCAUGAUAGAAGGCCAUACCUCAGAUAACGCCCUGGGGGAUUACCUGGUCAAGCUUCGUGAGAACGCACUUCCGACAGAGGAGGAACUUAAAUCCUGGCCCCCUCCACCUAGUGAGGAGGAGAAAAUCCGGCUACGGGAUACUGCGCGUAAACUAUUUGUGCAGCGAGGAAUCCCACAGGCCUUAACAAGUGUCAUGGGCGCGGCUGCUAGUCGAGAAGCGCUAGAGAAGAUCUUUGACAGUCUUCAGGUUGAAAGUGUCGCUCGGGGAUUUGUCUUCUCGAUUCUACUACAGGGCCUUAGGGUAUUGACUCUUUAG
This is a messenger RNA of Penicillium vulpinum, 2829 nucleotides long. RefSeq lists its product as uncharacterized. The transcript is spliced from 2 exons. The coding region runs from base 1 to 2829 and encodes 942 amino acids. The record is from RefSeq and is a predicted model, not a curated record. Gene Ontology annotation, cellular component: intracellular membrane-bounded organelle. Gene Ontology annotation, molecular function: phosphatidylinositol binding. NCBI's taxonomy places the organism in Eukaryota, Fungi, Ascomycota, Eurotiomycetes, Eurotiales, Aspergillaceae.